GCGGACGUGUUCGAAACCCUCAGACCUCACUCAGUGCACUCGCUUUCCAUUUCUCUCCGGCGGUUUUAACUUGGCGUGGGUUGGACGGCGGCGGCGGUGAGGGUAUCUGUGGUAGACUACUGAGGAGCCAUAAAUGGGAGCGGCGAUUGUUUCAGCUCUCCUCACGGAGAUCCUAAUCCCAGUGGCGGCCGUCAUCGGGAUCGCUUUUGCGCUUCUUCAGUGGACGUUUGUCUCUAAGGUAAAAGUUUCGCCUGAGCGGCACGGGGUCCCCAACAAUAAGAACGGCUUGGAUGACCGUCUCCUCGCCGAGGAGGAAGACGGUCUGAACGAUCACAACGUCGCCGUCAAGUGCGCCGAAAUACAGAACGCUAUUUCGGAAGGAGCCACUUCCUUCCUGUUUACUGAGUAUCAGUAUGUUGGAAUCUUUAUGGUGGCUUUCGCCAUUUUGAUAUUUCUCUUCCUUGGCUCUGUGGAAGGAUUUAGCACAAAGGAACAACCUUGCACCUACAGCAAGGAUAAAGCUUGCAAACCAGCUCUCUUCAAUGCCAUUUUUAGCACCGUUGCCUUCUUGUUGGGUGCCAUCACUUCCGUUGUUUCCGGCUUUCUAGGGAUGAAAAUUGCCACCUAUGCAAAUGCUAGGACAACUCUAGAAGCAAGGAAGGGUGUGGGGAAGGCUUUCAUCACUGCAUUCAGAUCUGGAGCAGUCAUGGGCUUCUUAUUAGCUGCGAAUGGACUUUUGGUGCUAUAUAUUGCAAUUAACCUGUUCAAGUUGUACUAUGGUGAUGACUGGGAGGGUCUUUUCGAGGCAAUUACUGGUUAUGGCCUUGGUGGAUCUUCAAUGGCUCUUUUUGGUAGAGUGGGAGGUGGCAUCUACACGAAAGCUGCUGAUGUUGGUGCUGAUCUCGUUGGUAAAGUUGAGAGGAACAUUCCAGAAGAUGAUCCUAGGAAUCCAGCUGUGAUUGCUGACAAUGUGGGGGAUAAUGUUGGUGACAUUGCUGGAAUGGGUUCAGACCUUUUUGGUUCAUAUGCAGAGUCUUCUUGUGCUGCUCUUGUUGUUGCUUCCAUUUCUUCCUUUGGAGUUAAUCAUGACUUAACUGGGAUGUGCUACCCACUGCUGGUUAGCUCUAUGGGCAUUAUUGUUUGCUUGAUCACAACUCUUUUCGCAACCGAUUUCUUCGAGAUAAAAGCUGUUAAGGAGAUUGAACCUGCACUUAAGAGACAGCUAAUAAUUUCCACUGCUCUUAUGACUAUUGGAAUUGCAAUUGUUAGUUGGUUAGCCCUUCCGCCAUCGUUCACUAUCUUUAAUUUUGGUGCACAGAAGGAAGUGAAAAAUUGGGAAUUGUUCUUCUGUGUUGCAAUCGGUCUCUGGGCUGGCCUCGUCAUUGGAUUCGUUACUGAAUAUUUCACCAGCAAUGCAUACAGCCCCGUACAAGAUGUUGCCGAUUCCUGUCGAACUGGCGCAGCAACAAAUGUUAUUUUUGGACUUGCUUUGGGAUACAAAUCUGUCAUAAUUCCAAUUUUCGCCAUUGCUGUCAGCAUUUUUGUCAGUUUUAGCCUUGCAGCCAUGUAUGGUAUUGCAGUUGCUGCUCUAGGUAUGCUGAGCACGAUAGCCACAGGUUUGGCUAUUGAUGCCUAUGGCCCCAUCAGUGACAAUGCCGGAGGCAUUGCGGAAAUGGCUGGUAUGAGCCACAAAAUUCGUGAGAGGACUGAUGCACUCGAUGCUGCGGGAAAUACAACUGCGGCCAUUGGAAAGGGUUUUGCCAUUGGUUCGGCUGCUUUGGUUUCCCUUGCUCUUUUCGGCGCCUUUGUAAGCAGGGCGGCUAUUUCGAAAGUUGAUGUUUUGACACCAAAAGUCUUCAUUGGGUUGAUCGUCGGUGCUAUGCUGCCUUACUGGUUCUCGGCCAUGACCAUGAAGAGUGUCGGCAGCGCGGCUCUCAAGAUGGUUGAGGAAGUUCGCCGGCAGUUCAACAGCAUUCCCGGUCUCAUGGAAGGCACAACUAAGCCUGAUUAUGCAACCUGCGUCAAGAUUUCAACAGAUGCCUCUAUCAAGGAGAUGAUACCCCCUGGUGCUCUAGUCAUGCUUACGCCCCUUAUUGUUGGGACUUUCUUUGGUGUGGAGACCCUAUCUGGAGUACUCGCCGGCGCUCUCGUUUCUGGUGUUCAGAUCGCCAUCUCUGCAUCAAACACAGGCGGUGCUUGGGACAAUGCCAAGAAAUACAUCGAGGCCGGCGCAUCAGAGCAUG
Molecule: messenger RNA, 2243 nt
Organism: Phalaenopsis equestris
Lineage: Eukaryota; Viridiplantae; Streptophyta; Magnoliopsida; Asparagales; Orchidaceae
Product: pyrophosphate-energized vacuolar membrane proton pump-like
Biological process (GO): proton transmembrane transport
Cellular component (GO): membrane
Molecular function (GO): inorganic diphosphate phosphatase activity; diphosphate hydrolysis-driven proton transmembrane transporter activity
Source: RefSeq, a predicted model, not a curated record